AGUAACACUGCUGGAUCAAAGGGUAUGCACAGUUUGAUAACUUUUUGAGUAUUAAACUUGCACAUUUCCCAUGAACUACUCUUCUAUUCCACCCCAUCACAGCUUCAGACAGAAAUGCUUUUAUAUUCUAGCUCUUGCUAUCACCCACCAAUGUUUUGCUUUAAUAUUUAUGGACUCAGAAGUUCUGAUCACAAUCUAUGGUCAUUCUGCCUUCUAAAUGGUCUUUGUUCUCCCCGUGACCUUCAUUCCCUCAAUUUCUUAGUCUUUUCUAGUCCAUCACCCAUUGUUCCCCUGUCAAAUCUCAGCCUUGGACUAUUCCCACUGUCCUGUUUGCUUCUACAAACAUCAUGCCUGAAUGAAGGCACAGAAAAUCAUGAAAAUAUUCUGACUGGUUCUGCUCCACAUUUGUUACAUAAUCUAAUGGGGCUCCCCCUUUUGCAAGGCACUUCUUUUAUAUGUCUGUAAAUAACUUACUAUUCUACCUUCCAUACCAACUUUUCCAAUAUUUUCAUCCCUUCUCAAACUUUGCACAACUCACUCAGCUAAGAAUCUUGCCUCAUAUUUCGCUAAAAAAAAUUGAGCCAUUCAUCAAGAGUUCCCAAUUUUCUCCUGUUCUUUCUUGUCACUGAAAUGUCUUCUGCUACUUUGUCCUUCAUCCCAUCUUAAAUCCCUCUACAUGAAUGGGCGACUUCAUUCCAUCCUGUCUUUUCCAGCAGAACUGUCCCUCCCCAUCAUCUGUACUCUUACUUAUUUUCAAUUUGGUCUGCUGCCUACUUCUGUAUUGUGUGCAAAUUUUCAUGUCUCUCCAAGCCUUUAAAAAAACCUCACUUGAUCCAUUGGUUCCCAGUUUUUAUCAUCUUCUCUCCUCCUUUAUUACGUUAGAAGGCCAACUAAAGGAGGUUCUUCCAUUUCCUUUCUUUUUAACUCUCUUGCAGUCUGGCUUCUCUUCAAAGUUACUUCUGUGGGUUGUGUAUUUAAUCUUUUUCACCUCUCUACUUACUCAGCACCAAAUUGUUUUAUGAUUGUGACUGUAGUUUGACCUUGUUUCAUUGGUAUUGCACAGACUGUCACUUUGACUGCCAAUUCCGGUGGCCUUUUCUCACUUCAACCUACUUGACCCCACUGCAGAUCCUGCUAUGAGUCACCUCUUCUUGGUAUCUUCUCUCUAGGUUUUUAGGAGAGUCCCCUGAUUCUCUUCUAUGUGGUCCUCUUUUUUUCUCUUGUAUUCUUUGCUAUAUCUUCAUUCAGGUAAAUCAGGCUUCCUCAGUACACUGUUCUAGGCACUCUUAUCUCUGUACAAUAUUUACUGUCAUCAGCUCCCCUGGAUUCAGUUAUCAUCUUGGUGCUGAAAAUUCUCAGCUCUACUUAUGGAGUCCAACCUCUCCUCAGACUUCCAUUCUCGAAUCUCCACCUGCCCAUGAUACCUUUGAACUUGCUGUCCAGCAAACACCUUAUAUUGUACAUCUUCAGACUGAACAGUUAUCUUUUCCCCAAAACUUUCUCUUUUUUCUACCAGCCCUAUUACUGGUGAGGGUACAACUAUCUUCCAAGUCCUCCAGGUUCACAAACUAGGUGUUAUCCUUUUUUCUUUGAUCCGUCAGAUCCAAUCUGUUUGUAAGACCCGUCAGUUUUACCUUUGAAACGUCUUUUGUGUGUGCUUCCUUUCUUCUGGCCUUGCCACCAUUCUGGGGCAGGCCAUUCAUUAUUAAUUUCCUCAAGCCUCAACUAUUGCAAUAACUUGUUCUGCCUGCCUCAAAAUUUUCCUGACUUUAGUCCAUACUUCACUCAGCUCCCACUGGAGUCUUCUAAAGCAUGGAUCCCAGUGUGUCAUGCCUUCUACUUGAUAAAUUCCAGUGGCUCUCUGUCACCUCCAGAAUCAAAUAUAAAAUUGUUUUGUUUUCAAAAGUCCUUCAUAACUUGACCCCCAACCCUUUCAGUGACACAAGACACUUCAUCUCCAAACUUGGUAUUUUUCCUGUCUGAUCUCCAUGUCUGGAAUCUUCUUCCUUUUUUCUUCUCUGGCUUCUGGCUUUAUAGGGGCUGUUUAUGACUACAAUGAAGGAAAUUAAUAAAUUGACAAGACAAAAGAUAAACUUGUGAUGAGGAAUGUAAUUAUCUAUUUGCUUAUCUGCUAGAAACUAAAAGCUUUUUUUAGUUUAUGAUGUGCCUUAUUUCUAAUUCUCUCAUUCCUUCUUGUUUCCUAUCUUUCCAAAUCCUUAGUUUCUUUCCAAACUCAGCUCAAAUCUUUCAACUUCCCUAGAAGACCUUUUCUAAUACACUCAGUUAGCAUUUUCCCUCUCCCAAAUUGUUUUAUAUUUUAUAGAUGUAUGUCUCCUCUGAUAGACUAAGCUCCUUGGUAAUAGAGACUGAAUUUUCCUUUGUUUUCCCAGUGCCUAACACAGUAACUGGGAUGGUUGUUUUCUUGGUAACGCGUCAGUAUAUAAAAUGAGUAAUAAAAGAAUCUUGAGAUAUUUAAACUCAAGGACCCAAAUAGAGCUACCUGUCACUAAGUUUAGAAGCAAGAUUGACAAUUAGAAUAUCACAAUGGAAGGGUAUAUUUUGUUCAAAAAUAAUAUUAUAUAGUGGGCCUGGGAGACAAUAUAUCAAAAAGAUCUGUACCUUCAUAUACUUCAAUUUAAGUGGGAUCUGGGAUCAUGGUGGAGAGAACAUUUGGGCAGGGAUAAAAGGAAGGUGAUAAUAGACAUAUCAUUGGGAGAGAUAGGACUGCCAUUGACUAUGGUGAAGGCAGUAGAUAAAUGUUUCACACAAGUAAUAAAACCGAUACAGUCGAUAUUAGUUUGUGAAGGGGGAACUGUAGUUAUUUAUCUGCUGGAAGCCUCUUACUACUAAAAGGGCAUUUGACAUAUUCCUGACUUUUCUCAUUUCUAUUUUUUUUCUUUCAGAAGAUAGAAGGAGAGAUGAGGGGUCGAGGAUUGCUUCAGAUCAUCAUGGGCUAAGAUCAUGGAUUUUCCUGGACACUUUGAACAAAUCUUUCAACAGCUAAACUACCAACGACUACAUGGCCAACUUUGUGAUUGUGUCAUUGUGGUGGGGAAUAGACAUUUUAAAGCACAUCGUUCUGUGUUGGCAGCAUGUAGCACCCAUUUCCGAGCCCUUUUUACUGUAGCUGAGGGAGAUCAAACCAUGAACAUGAUCCAACUGGAUAGUGAGGUGGUAACAGCAGAAGCUUUUGCUGCUUUGAUUGAUAUGAUGUAUACCUCUACACUUAUGCUUGGGGAGAGUAAUGUUAUGGAUGUUUUGUUGGCAGCUUCUCAUCUGCAUUUGAACUCUGUUGUUAAGGCCUGUAAACAUUACCUAACUACAAGGACGCUGCCUAUGUCUCCCCCCAGUGAUAGAGUUCAGGAGCAAAAUGCACGAAUGCAGCGGUCUUUUAUGCUUCAGCAACUGGGACUGAGUAUAGUGAGCUCUGCGUUAAAUUCUAGCCAGAGUACAGAAGAGCAACAAACUACCAUGAACUUAUCAAUGAGGAGUAACAUAGAACAGCGUACUACAUUUCCAAUAAGGCGCUUCCAUAAGCGGAAACAGUCUUCCGAAGAUCGAGCCAGACAGCGCAUCAGGCCUUCUCUAGAUGAGUCCAUGAUUUCAGAUGCAACUCCAGAGAAUGGACAGACAGUGGUUCAUACUCGUGAGGAAUUUUUUUCACCAGAUUCUUUGAAAAUUGUGGACAAUUCUAAGUCAGAUUCAGUAACUGAUAACCAGGAAGACAAUGCUAUCAUGUUUGAUCAGUCAUUCAGUGGGCAAGAAGAUGCCCAAAUGCCCAGUCAAUCUGACAACAGUGCCGGGAACAUUUCUCAAAUGUCCAUGGCAUCUCAAGCAACUCAAGUGGAAACUAGCUUUGACCAGGAAGCUACUUCUGAGAAAAAUGGUUUUCAGUGUGAAAAUCCAGAAGUUAGCCUCAAUGAGAAAGACCACAUGAGAGUAGUGGUUAAAUCUGAACCUUUGAGCUCUCCUGAGCCUCAGGAUGAAGUGAGUGAUGUAACCUCUCAAGCAGAAGGCAGUGAAUCUGUAGAAGUGGAAGGUGGGGUGGUUAGUGCUGAAAAGAUAGAGCUGAGUCCAGAAAGUAGUGAUCGUAGUUUUUCAGAUCCACAAUCCAGCACUGACAGAGUAGGGGACAUUCAUAUUUUGGAGGUUUCCAACAAUCUGGAACACAAGUCCACUUUCAGUAUUUCAAAUUUUCUAAACAAGAGCAGAAAUAGCACCUUUAGUGCCAAUCAGAACAAUGAUGACAACAUUCCAAACACUACCAGUGACUGCAGAAUAGAUAAUGACACAUCUUAUUUAAUAAGUCCAGAGUCAGGACCUACAGGUGGUCAUUCCUCUGCAACUGUCUCUCAUGUGGAGAAUCCUUUCAGCGAACCUGCAGACUCACAUUUUGUUAGACCUAUGCAAGAAGUAAUGGGUCUUCCCUGUGUGCAGACUUCUGGUUAUCGAGCAGCGGAACAAUUUGGGAUGGAUUUUCCCAGAACUGGUUUGGGAAUACAUUCUCUCUCCAGGGCAAUGAUGGGUUCAUCUCGAGGGGGAGCCAGUAAUUUUCCAGGUUACCGUCGUAUAGCUCCAAAAAUGCCAGUUGUGACCUCUGUUAGGAGUUCUCAAAUACAAGAUAACUCAGCUAAUUCCCAGUUGUUAAUGAAUGGGCCUACUUCCUCCUUUGAAAAUGGGCAUCCUUCCCAGCCUGGUCCCCCUCAAUUGACCAGAGCAUCAGCUGAUGUUCUAUCAAAGUGUAAAAAGGCCUUAUCAGAGCACAAUGUCUUAGUUGUAGAGGGAGCUCGAAAAUAUGCCUGCAAAAUCUGCUGUAAGACAUUUUUGACCUUAACAGACUGUAAGAAGCACAUUCGUGUACAUACAGGUGAGAAGCCCUAUGCCUGCUUAAAGUGUGGCAAAAGGUUCAGCCAGUCAAGCCACCUGUAUAAACAUUCCAAGACUACUUGCCUUAGGUGGCAGAGCAGCAAUCUACCUAGCACUUUGCUCUAAUCCUGUUCUUCCCUCUAAUCAAAACGAAGUCAAUACCAAUUUCAAAAGAAUUUUUAACAGAACUAUUGGCAGAUAUUUAACACUAUUUUGUUUUAGAUUUCAGGCUGAACAGUGGCUCUUAAAAGUUGGGGAACUUCUGUAAUUAGACAUAGGCACUUGUGCUAAUAGGUCUUUGAGAAAAAUUCGGAACUUGGAAGAAAAGGGAUGCAAUCCCUGAAACCCAAGUUUUUUCCUUUAGGAUUGAGUUAACAGGGAGAAAGUAUUUAGUACCUUUUGAUCCUAAAAGUGGCACGUUUUAAGAAGAAAAAACUAAAGUGCAAAUUUUUUAAAAGCAGUUUUUGUAAAAUUGUGUGAAACAUUUAAAUAAAAUACCUGUACAUUUAAGUUUGGUAUAUUAUAUGUCUGAACAAUGAUGCAAAGAGCUCUUAACUGUUACUAAUGGCGACUGUGUAUCUGUAUGGGGGGGUGGGGAGCCCUUCAGGAUAUCUCUGUCUGCCACAAAAUGCUUUAAAGUAUAUUAUAAAAAUAGUUUUAGGGGUUCAGAAUGUACUGUAUUUUUUAUUUUAGGUUGUCGCAGUAAUAGACACUGCGCUAUGAUGGUGCUGAAAUUGAGUCCAUAGUAAGCAUUCUUUUGGACUAUUAGAUGUAUAUACUUAUACAGCAAGAUCAUUUGGAUGUUUGAACAAUUUUUCUUGUUUUACAACAAAAUUGUAUAUGCAGUAUGUACUUGUAUUGAGUGAUAAGUGAAGUACUGUUUCUGUAUGUGCUGUUAGCAGUAUUUUAACCAACUUGUUAUUUCAGAUGUUAAAAUUCCAUAUAUAUAUGUAUAUAGUAUAUAUAUAUGGGAGUUUAAAAAGAAUUAGUCUUUGUCUACUUCAUUCUAAUAACUUGUAAUUAUGUUUUGUGGAACUUUCUUUUUUAUCAGAAGAUGACCUUUUUCAGAUGUUAACAAUCUAAUCCUAACUAUUGUUUAAGAAGCCUCUCCCUGUUUUGUUUUAUUUUUUUCCUUUCAGGCUUUGAAUAUCCAUAUGUGAACCUUUCCAAACGUGAUAUUAUUUCUUUUAUGUUCAAAAGUCAAUUUUAUAUUUGUGGUAAGGGAUAUGUAAUUUGAGAAAAGAGCUACAAUGUUUAUUUCAUUUCCCUUCAAAACCUCCCCAUCUCCAAAGGGCCAAGAAAAUGUUUAAAAAAGAUGUUUCUAGUUUAGGUACAACUUUGCUUUAUUAUAAUUCACUAUUUACCAAAACUUUUGUUUUAGAAUUUGAGAUUUACCAAACUCUAAAGAAAGGUUAGGCAUCUUAUAGCGCGUAGUAUGUGACAGUGGCAUUUUGUCAUUCACCAGUCUCACCACAAGCACUGAUUACUUUUCUCUUUUGUUCUUACUUGCCUGCCUGCCUUCAUUUCUCUUUGGUUUGCUUUGUUCUGUGCCUGUGCCUCAGGGCUGUCAUUUCUAGCCCUGGAAAUAGCUCAACCCUUAGUGAUAAUCAUUCAGAGCCAAAAAACACCACUUCCUAGAGGAUCACAGUGAUCUUACUUUAGGGUUUCUUUAUUUUAUUUUUUAGAGGUAUUUAUUUCUGUAGUACUCUAUUAGGCAAUGUAUAGACAAGUGAGUUCAGCGGACCAGGUUUUUUGGAUAAGUUAAAUUGAGUAUAAUUUGGGCAAACACUUCAAAAUCAUUGUGUUCAGAAUAGAAUGAAUUAACUUAAACACUAACAUAAGAGUUGAUCUAAAUCUAAUGUGUGUAAUAAAUUUCUGGGCAGUUUAAUGCUCCUGAAGAUAUCCUGGUUCUGGAUAUUGACCUCUCUUAAAUAAGAGCUUUGAUUCCCAUGAAGUAAAGGCAAAAAUAAAACCUAUUUACGUUAAAUUUGCAACACUUGUUAGACUGAGAAGGAUAAGCUUCCAUACAGAGAAGAAUGUGAACAUUUCUUUCUGUGAAUGACUAUUAAAAAUGUAGCUGAUUAGGUCUGCACUUAGUUUUUGACUUGACUUUCUUCUUUAAGUAGGAUUAAAACUUAAUAAAACAUUUCCAAAGAUGGUAGACACACUAUGCCAUAUCAUCAGGGUAAUUAUUCUGUUUUAUCUUUUGAGGAGGACAGGGAUUCUAUCAGAGAUCCUUUUUUUUUUUUUUUUUUUUACAAAUCCCAAACAUUUGAGAAGCAGGGUUUCAUGUGUGUAUCCUUACUUUAACAUAUAUGCUGUAUAAGGAUUAAAAGUCUCUUAUCUUAAUGAGCAUUUUUGGAACUAUUAGAAAUGUUAGAGGGCUUUCCAUUUGAAUUUUUUUGAUGGCAUAAAGAAAUUAUUCUGAUUGGUUGCCCUUAAUUAUAAGUUAGCAUAAAGAAGCAAAAUAUUACAUCUUUAUCGAAUCCUAAAUACAUGAUGUUUAUCGAAUCCUAGAUACAUGAUUUUACGCCCAGUGAUAAACUGGUCAAAGUACAGUAUUUUCAAAUAAAACUAGCUUGUUAUAUUUAGGCAGCAUGGCACAAUGGAUGGAGUGCUGGUCUUGGUGUCAAGACGACUUGGAUUUGAAUCCCAUCUCUGAUACUUAUCAGUUGUGUGAUCAUGGGCAUCACUUUUCUUGGCAACUCCCUAAGGUUUAUUUACAAAGUUAGAAAGAAAGGUAUUCUGAUUUGGUAAAGGGAAUUCCUAACCCAAAAGAAGACCUUUAGAUGAAUUGUAACAUUUUUUAUUUUCUGAAAAGUUUUGAAUUUUGUAGCCAAAACAAAAAUAUUUUGGUCUUAGUUUUUUUUUUUUUUUUAACUAAACUUGCCUCAUAAUAUUAACUAAGCUAGCUCUAAACGGUUUCAAAUCAGUAGCAUUAACAUUUUUUUUAGUAGUUUUACUCAACAAUUUCUGUUUUAGACCCUGACUCCUUGUUUAUUUAGGAGGUUUAUGCCCAAAUUUCUUAAUUUUCAGAGAUCCUUCCUGCUGAGUCACAUGCUUUAUUUUAUUGUCUUUUAAUUGAUUACAACCUGGCUUCAGGGUUUGGAAAAAUCCAUUUGCCAAUUUGGCUUUAUGAUGGAGGAGUGAAAUGUGGACCCUGAAUGCUUGUAAGAUUCUCAGAAACUUAAGUUUUCUACUGAUUGGCCAAACUAGAUAAUUAUUGAACAGUGGUAUGCCAUGGAAUGGCUAUAGAAGGGAACUGGGUUCUUCGGAGGAGAAAAUUCAAUGACAAAUUUGAAUAAUGGGAGAAAAGAUUGGACAGAAAGAACCAAGACACUGUGUUUAAGCUUUGGUGCUGUUACUAAUUUUAAAAUAAAUUUUUCAAACAA
Molecule: messenger RNA, 8258 nt
Organism: Sarcophilus harrisii (Tasmanian devil)
Lineage: Eukaryota; Metazoa; Chordata; Mammalia; Dasyuromorphia; Dasyuridae
Gene: ZBTB5
Product: zinc finger and BTB domain containing 5
Exons: 2
Coding region: 2962-4992 (676 amino acids)
Biological process (GO): regulation of transcription by RNA polymerase II
Cellular component (GO): nucleus
Molecular function (GO): DNA-binding transcription factor activity, RNA polymerase II-specific; protein binding; RNA polymerase II cis-regulatory region sequence-specific DNA binding
Source: RefSeq, a predicted model, not a curated record